AAAAUCUUUUUUUUUUAAAAAAACACGUAAUAUUCUUUUUUUUUAAAAAAAAACAUAUCCCUAAAUUCUACAAUCAUGACAAAAAUAUCUGAUUAUUUUUUAAAUACGCCAGCAAAUGAUUAUAAAUUUCUUGGCUACUAUAAUUACCGCAGGCAGCAACCUGAUUUCACGUUUUCAUUCGAAAAAGAAGCUUGCAAUCUCUCUGUCGAACUAGAGAAACUAAUAAAAGGAAAUUACUCACGAGAAAUUAAAACGGCUGCAAACCGAUUGCUGAAUAAUCAUAAGGAUCACCGUAGACGACAUUGUGAUGUCCAGGUGUUUUGGGAUCAAAUAGAAUCAUCUGGAUCAUCCAUUAACACUUCAGAUGCUCAGGAAUCGGAAAAGAUACAGACCAGUAAAGUAUAUACAAAAAAGACAAAUGAUAAUUUGAUAAAGAGCAAAAGAAAACGGCCAACUGAGAGUUUUACUCCCCAUUUACAUCCAGUAAAUAAUGAGAGGAUUACAAAACCUUUCCGUUCAGGAAACUUCAAACCUGAAGUUAACCUAUCUACCAAGGGGAAACUAAAAUUAGAUUUGGAUUAUCCAGGAGGCUCUUUCUCAUCCUUUUCAUCUUUUUCAUCAGAAGAUGAUUGUGUUUUAGAUAAUGAAAUGGUAAAAUUUGUUCGUGAUGGAUUGGAGACUCUAGGAAUGAGGGCUACAAUGACUAGAACUUCAUAUAAUAAUCCUAUAACAAAGGAAAAAGAAUUUUUUGAUAAUUAUGGAGUUGAUAUAUUUGCCUGGUACAAGGAGAUGGAAGUAUUGAUACAAUGUAGGAGUUCUGUUACAACUAAGACUAUUCAAGAAAUGGAAAGUCUCUUAUUAAAUCAAAAUGGUAAAAUAGGUUGUAUAGUAUCUGAUUGUGAAUAUAACAAAGAUAUCAUCAACCUGGUAAACGCUUGUAAACGAAAGAUUAUUUUGACCACCAAAUCAAAAGCUUACUUUGACAUAGAAGAACAUUACAACAUAGUUAAAAUGUCUCGACGGCAAGCCCCUCUUGUACAUCGAAACAUUGUUAUGGAGGAUGUAAAAAUUGAAGUGGUGAAAGGGAGUGAUGAUGAAAUUAAAGUGAUGGAUCAGGGAGUGAUUACAGUUAAAGGAAAAGGGAAUACAAAAAUUUGUAUUAGUUGUAAAAGAGUAGUGCAAUCUUCUCAAUCACAAUAGAACAUCCACGGUACAUUCAAAAACAGUAUAUAUAUCAGUUUGAGUAGACUAUAUUUAUUUAAAUUCUCAAAAUCAUUUUCUUAUACUACACCAUAUACGACAAUCUACUUUUUUUAUAAUAUCAAUAAUAAAUAAUAUAAUAUAAUAUAAUUUUUAAUUUUUAA
This is a messenger RNA of Rhizophagus irregularis DAOM 181602=DAOM 197198, 1364 nucleotides long. RefSeq lists its product as uncharacterized. The record is from RefSeq and is a predicted model, not a curated record. Lineage: Eukaryota; Fungi; Glomeromycota; Glomeromycetes; Glomerales; Glomeraceae.